AUGAACGGUCCGAAUCCAACCGGAUCCCCUGUCGGCUGGGUCGCGUUUGUCUCAUUAUUCACGGCCACAAACAAGCGAGUAGCAACGCGAAUGGGCCUACAAAUGAUCAGAGACUUCAGAAGUUCCACUUUCGGGUCAGAUUCACGAAGAGACAUGAUAACUUCUGUUGCCAUGCCGAGAGGAGAUACAGCCUCGGCAGAGUGA
Molecule: messenger RNA, 204 nt
Organism: Protopolystoma xenopodis
Lineage: Eukaryota; Metazoa; Platyhelminthes; Monogenea; Polystomatidea; Polystomatidae
Source: the annotation of a GenBank genome assembly